CCUGCUCGUCAUCACGCGCUGAUUUUAAUUCCUCCGUUAAUUCUUGGUUGAGUUCAGGGAAACCCGCUGUGGAGAACUAGUGAACGAGUGCUAGUUAACGCGCGCUAAUCUGCUGAAGUCUGUCUGCACUGAUCCAAGAAGAGAAAGUGUUUGAUUAUACGAGAUAAAACUUACUUCAGACACAGACAAGUCAAGAAUAUAACGUUAAACCGCGACGAGUUUUCUUUCAGAGGGAUCCGUCAUAACACCGAAGUAAACGAUUAACGUUAUGCGUUUAUUUCGAUGUUUAUGGAUUUUGACGUCUGUGAUUGGUCGUUGAUCCGAUCUGCGCUGAUCACGUAUAGAUCAAGCGUCAUCCACAAACCCUGAAGAACAGAUGCCCUGAUUAACUGUUGGUCCUGGAAACAUGGACACUUCUGAACACAUCUGCACUAAACUAAGAAUUUGAAACACAUCCAUUCUGUCUUCAUCAGCAUGAUGAACGAGUCUGUAUCUGAAUCCAGAGUCGUCUGCUCUCUGGAGAUCAGGAGAGAAUACGAGCUCUUUCCAGCUGUUACCUGCUCGCUCUGCUUCGCUCUGGGUCUCGUUUACUGUUUCUGUGGUUGCCGCUGUUUCAGGACAGUGCUGCUGGUGUCGGGGCUGGUGUCCGGCUGCGCUCUGGGUCAGCUGCUGUGUGUGUGGGAGUGUGUGCUGGAGCUCCGGGCGCAGGCGGGGGUUUCUCUGGGCCUGGGUCUGCUGGGGGCGCUGCUGGCGGUGCAGGUACGGAGCGUGGGGCUGUUCCUCAGUGGCCUGCUGUUGGGAGCCCUGCUCUCCGGCGCCGCUCUGCUGCUGCUGGGCCAGUAUUACCCCGUGCUCAGCCCGCCCUGGGCCCCGGUCAGUGCCGUCACCGGAACCAGCCUGCUCUUCGCUCUCCUCGCUCUGCGCUGGAGGAGGCCCGUGACGGUCGCUCUGACAACGGCCCUCGGGGCGGCGGUGGCCCUCGGGUGUGUGGAUUACUGGCUGGAGACGCCCAUGUUACUGCUGCGAGUGUAUGAGGGUCUGCAGAGACAACAGGGCCUGUGCUGGUCCAGCUGGGCGGUCAUCGGGGCCUGGCCCCUACUCACAGCCCUGGGAACACUGGUCCAGUACAGCAUCAUCAGUGACGAAGCCCUACAGAGAAAGCAGUGUGUGACGGGGAACCAGAAGCGUUUGGAUCCGAUGCGGAUCAGACAGAAGCGUGAGCGCAGACCCCCGGCUCUUCAGCGCUACGCCGGAGACGUUCUGGCCCCGAGUUAUCUGGCCAGUCUCCGAGAGCGGCAGUCUCACACGGGCUCCUCGCUCUGGAGUCUGAGCUCCGUUCAUCACACCGUCAUCGACUUUGACUCUGAGACGGGAUCGCUGGUGCCGCUCACCACCUCGGCUUCGGCUCUGCUCAGACUCUAGAGACAUCAGGU
This is a messenger RNA of Puntigrus tetrazona (Sumatra barb), 1433 nucleotides long. RefSeq names its product transmembrane protein 198-like. The record is from RefSeq and is a predicted model, not a curated record. Gene Ontology annotation, cellular component: plasma membrane. The coding region runs from base 475 to 1422 and encodes 315 amino acids. Lineage: Eukaryota; Metazoa; Chordata; Actinopteri; Cypriniformes; Cyprinidae. The transcript has 6 exons.